AUGAAGACUCUAAAUACGGCCGAUUUUGGAAAGGUAAUGAAACGUGCUUUCCCCAACGUAAAACCGCGACGUCUGGGACAACGUGGUCAGUCCAGGUACUGUUAUGGUGGUAUGCGCAAAAAGACUGAAGUCAAACCACCUUAUCUUCCGGACUUGACUGAUGAGGCGCUUGGUCUGACUGCACAGGGCGGUCCAGGGCAUUCUACAACUUCUCCAGCAAGUAGUUCAAGCACAAGUGGUGAAACCUCACACAGGCGCCUGACUACAACAAGCCCUCUUAUUCGGUUACUUCAGACUAACGAAUCGGGGACUGAUGGUUCCACGUGGGCAGAUGAAUCAACUAUCCGGACAGUAUUGGGUGUCCGUGGCCCGGUAGUGGCUGACGUCGCACACAUUCUAUUGGAGUAUGCCCAACAAGUGUUGGGAAUGCAAUUCCAGUCUUUGUUCCAUCUGGCCCAGCACUUGGUUUCAUAUCGUUACGUUAGUUCCCGGUCUCGUUACGCGUUUUCCCUCAUUGCCCAUGCGGCUAAUACGCAAUCCACUUCCUGCUCACCCCCUCCAACUGCCGUGUUGGCCGAGGCACUACAGAAAGAUCUGUCGCGAACUCCGACAAGAUUGACUCUCGGUGGUUCCUCCCCCAUGCCAUCUACUCCAACAACUGCAGCCUCAAGUGGAUCCUUGGACAAUCAUCCAUUGCUCAGUGUCGAUCGAAGCCCCAUUGUUACCGGUAGCGGAAAUACUCGUGGGUUUUCUACUCCUCUGUCCUCAUCGAUUUCCCAGCCUGACUCGGUGACCACCCAUCUUCCCGAGUGCUCGACUCCGCAACCAACAGGAGCCUAUCGAUCGUUCACAUCAAAUUUUCCCACCCAACAAAAUCACAUGGGUUCCUCAUCUGGCUCCAACAUGUAUAAUGCGGCCUCUCUUGUUUCACCGGGGUUAUCACAGAAUUUCUCGCACACAACACAGGCGUAUGCCCAGCCUACACCGUUCUGUCAGAUUUUGCGACGUUAA
Messenger RNA from Echinostoma caproni, 1011 nucleotides. NCBI's taxonomy places the organism in Eukaryota, Metazoa, Platyhelminthes, Trematoda, Plagiorchiida, Echinostomatidae. The record is from the annotation of a GenBank genome assembly.